AUGUCUUCGCAACGGCCGCAGCAGCCACAGACGGUGCCGUGUGCAUACAAGACAGGGAGGACCUUGGGGCAAGGCACAUAUGCUGUUGUCAAAGAAGCCCAGCGCAUUUCGGAUGGCGCCUAUUUUGCAUGUAAAGUCAUCUCGAAGCGGCUGAUGGAAGGCAGGGAGCACAUGGUCCGGAAUGAGAUCAUGGCGCUCAAGAAGGUCUCACAGGGGCACAAGCAUAUCGUCACACUCGUCGACUACUUUGAGACGAUGAACAACCUCUAUCUGGUCACGGACCUCUGCACCGGCGGAGAGCUGUUCGACAGGAUCUGCGAAAGAGGGAACUACUACGAAAGGGAUGCUGCGCACCUCGUCAAGACGAUCGUGGAAUCUGUCAAAUACCUGCACGAUCAAGGAGUCGUUCACAGAGACCUAAAGCCAGAGAACUUGCUCUUCAAGGACAAGAGCGAGGAUUCUGAACUUCUUAUUGCAGACUUUGGUCUGUCAAAGGUGGUCGACGACGACAAGAUGACUGUGCUGAGCACCACUUGCGGUACGCCAGGAUAUAUGGCACCAGAAAUCUUCAAGAAAAGUGGGCACAGCAAGCCGGUGGACUUGUGGGCGAUCGGUGUGAUCACAUACUUCUUGCUUUGUGGCUACACCCCCUUUGACCGAGACUCGACGAUGGAAGAGAUGCAAGCGAUCAUCAACGCCGACUACUCAUUCACACCCGUGAUGUAUUGGGAAGGUGUGUCAACCCAGGCAAAAGACUUUAUCAAGAAUCUCCUCGUGAUCGACCCGAAAGUGCGGAUGACCGCUUCGCAGGCGCUCUCACAUCCAUGGCUCGCGAUCCAGGCUGUCGAAGUCCAAGGCGCACAGAUGGAUCUGCUACCGGGUAUGAAAACGGCGUUCAAUGCGAAAAAGACGUUCAGGAAGGCCGUCAACGGGAUCAGGCUCAUCAACCGGCUCAAGACCGAGGCUUCUUCAGAGUGA
Tilletiaria anomala UBC 951 is the source of this 978-nucleotide messenger RNA. RefSeq names its product Pkinase-domain-containing protein. The record is from RefSeq and is a predicted model, not a curated record. NCBI's taxonomy places the organism in Eukaryota, Fungi, Basidiomycota, Exobasidiomycetes, Georgefischeriales, Tilletiariaceae. Gene Ontology annotation, molecular function: ATP binding; calmodulin binding; calcium/calmodulin-dependent protein kinase activity. The transcript is spliced from 5 exons. Bases 1 to 978 code for a protein of 325 amino acids. Gene Ontology annotation, biological process: cellular response to oxidative stress; protein phosphorylation.